AUGUCCGGCCAGUCGACACAGUCGCAGGUCACCCCUUAUCUGGUUCUCCUGGUGUUUAUCGCUACCUUGGGUCCGCUUCAAUUUGGUUAUCACUUGGCCGAACUGAACGCCCCUCAAGCUGUUGUCACCUGCGAAAAGGAAUCCAUCAGUGCUACCGAUACUACCUUCCAUGGCCUACCGCAAUGCCUUCCAAUGAACCCGUCCCAGUUCGGCCUGGUUUCCUCCAUCUACACCAUUGGAGGCUUUGUGGGAGCCCUACUAGCUGGCCCCGUGUCCACUAAAUAUGGACGUCGGCUAGCACUCCAAGCGACGACCAUUUUCUUCAUAUUGGGCCCCGUGGCUGAGACCUUCGCCCCUGUCAUUCCGCUCCUCGCACUGGGGCGAUUUCUUUCUGGAAUCGGAUCAGGCGCAGCGAUCGUCGUCGGCCCCAUCUAUGUAUCGGAGAUUGCACCUCCCCAGUCGCGGGGGUUCUUUGGGGCUUUCACACAGGUGAUGACCAAUGUUGGGAUCCUGCUUACUCAAACAUUAGGCUAUUUUUGGAGUCACGACAGCCUUUGGCGGCUGAUUCUCGCCGUGGCUGGUCUUAUCGGAAUACUGGAGCUCCUUGGCCUAUUUAUGAUACCCGAGAGUCCGAAAUGGCUUGCCGAGAAUCAAAAGACGGGCCAGGCACGCAAGGUCUUGCAGCGUAUCCGUGGCCGGAAUGCGGAUAUUGAAGCGGAGAUGGCCAGUUGGCGGGCUACGAGCACCACCGCUGCGAGUAAUUCUGCUACUCCUACGUCCGGCGAGGAGGAAUCUCUACUCGCCCCAGCCCCGGCAAGUGAAGAUGAACAAAAAGCGGCAGUCACAAUGAUGGAGGCAGUUCGAGACCCAUACUAUCGACCAGCUAUCAUCGCGGUGGUUGGAAUUAUGGUCGCUCAGCAACUCACCGGCGUGAAUAGCAUUGUCAUGUACAGUGUCUCGCUUUUGCAAAGUAUCCUACCCGGUACAGCCGCACUGCUGACCAUUUUGAUCUCCGCUAUCAAUCUAAUCAUGACGCUCGCGUGCUCACCAUUGCCCGAUCGGAUCGGACGGAAAACUUGUCUGCUGCUCAGUAUUGCCGGUAUGGGUUGCAGUUCUAUCCUCUUGGCAUUGGGGAUCUAUUUCAAUAUCAAGAUUGCGGCGGCAAUCGCCGCUCUGUUGUUUGUCGCGUCAUUUGCUGUUGGGUUGGGCCCCGUCCCCUUCAUCCUAGCAUCCGAACUGGUCGGCCCUGAGGCGGUUGGAGCAGCGCAGAGUUGGGCACUGGGGGCGAACUGGAUUGCCACCUUUGUGGUUGCGCAGUUUUUCCCGGUGUUGAAUGAAGCACUCGGAGGCCGAGGCAAAGUUUACUGGGUGUUUGCUGCGAUGGCGGGAAUUUUUAGUGUAUUUAUUCAGCGUAGGAUCCCGGAGACCAAGGGCAAGGCCAACGUGGACGAAGUUUGGGGACGGGUGGACCGUCGGCAGGACUAG
Molecule: messenger RNA, 1485 nt
Organism: Penicillium cosmopolitanum
Lineage: Eukaryota; Fungi; Ascomycota; Eurotiomycetes; Eurotiales; Aspergillaceae
Product: putative MFS glucose transporter
Exons: 2
Coding region: 1-1485 (494 amino acids)
Biological process (GO): monosaccharide transmembrane transport
Cellular component (GO): membrane
Molecular function (GO): hexose transmembrane transporter activity
Source: RefSeq, a predicted model, not a curated record